Molecule: messenger RNA, 2112 nt
Organism: Venustampulla echinocandica
Lineage: Eukaryota; Fungi; Ascomycota; Leotiomycetes; Helotiales; Pleuroascaceae
Exons: 1
Coding region: 1-2112 (703 amino acids)
Source: RefSeq, a predicted model, not a curated record
AUGGCGUCCCUCGUCACUACGAACGCCGUCAAAGAACACCCUCUCCAAGACAGUGAGAGCUCCGACCGGAAGCCUCAGUUCGCAACCGAUGACCAUGAGAUCCAACGAAAUGGCCACACAGGAACAGUCAAACCACAGCAACUCCAGCGGUAUUGGGCGCGAACCCUUGUCUUGAUCCUGAUCCCGUGUAUCGUCACAGUUUGGUACGGCGUCAUCUGGGGGAGGCUCGUCUUGGGCAUCGAGAACGACGAUGCUGCCAAGUACCGCACCUUCUCAGGGUCUCUGAUCUACUACUCCUGGUUCCUCAUUGGUGUUUUUGGCUUGUCGUGGUCGCAGUAUGGACUUGCUGGCGUGGAGGUUGCCAUGCUCCAGUCGCGGUUCUGGAGGGCGCCGAAUCUUGUCGCGCUUUUGAUGCACUCCAACACCACCUGGAGCAGCCCUUCGGGGUGGUUGAAAGCCGUCUACCAUCGCGAGUUUCACAAGCUGUGGUGUUUGCUCACCCUCCUAAGCGUCGCCCCGUUUAUCGCGUUCCCCCUGUCCGGUCUUGUCUUCGAGAUUGGCGAUGGGCAUAUCAGGACAUCGGCCCACCCUUUUGUGACGGGACGGAACGCGACCACGUACAACAACGCGACAGGAGCUGGAUUGGUGGGUGGGACUGCUACCGACCUACAAGGUGCUUGGAGAAUCGGAUCGUCCCCAACCAUUCCGGGCUUCGGAGUAGUAUACACUCCUCCAGGCGUUGACAGGACUGAACAUUCUUGCCUUGAGCAGGUGCCGAAUACUCUGCCCCUGACAGAGUCCAUUCCCGACAUGUUCCUCGCGCCGCAGGCCGACGUACCGGCGUCAGGCAAACCAUGGGGACUUCGGGUUAAGUAUAACUGCUCAAUCGUUCGCACAGCCUCUGAAUUCACAGUUCUGAGCGAGAAGCCCGUGUCCAUCUUCUCAACGGUAGACGCUCCCCGUGACAAUACAAGGCCCAUUGUCACUCUCCGAACUCCUUCAGGCUAUUCGAUCCAAAUCUUCAACAGCAGCAACACCCCUAACAACGUCAACAUGUGGUCGUAUUCCGAAAUGGGGAUGAGCACUCCAACGACUGUAGGGGCCACGUACGAGACGUCUGGCUACAACAUUCCCGUCGACAUCACCCAGUCAAUGGUGUUCGAAUACGCGCUAUGGCAGCUCCAGUUCCGCGGCUACUACGACGAAGCCAACGACACCCUUGCCUUUAAUUCUACUCUUGGUCCUGUCAUUGAAGGAAUGGGAAGUCCUUUCUUCAUGUCAGAGAACAAGACGCUUGUCGGUAACGACACUUUCUUCAAGAUCCGAGGAGGCGAAAACUUUACGGUCCUAAACCCUGGUGGACAGCCAGCCAAGCUGAACGCCUCGAUCACCGACCUUCGCGACUUUUUCGACCCAACAAAAUUAACCGACUAUCAAAUGCCCAAGUAUCCAGAACCUGUCUUAGAAGUGGCGGCCCCCAUUGGUGUCCGAUGCGUUGUAUCUUCGGGCGCCGGAAUGGCAACUGUGGACGGCGUAACAUCAACCUUCAGCGACUUCGAGAGAGUUGAUCCUGACCAUGACUUCAAGGGCCUUAGAGCGGGCGUUUUCGGCCAUUUGACUCAGGAAAUCCUUUCUAGGACGAAAUUUUCCGACUUCUACAAGGUCAGCCACUUGCCGAGCGAGAUGCCGCUUGGCAGCCUAUGGAGAUACCAAGGCUACGUUCCUUCCGAGGCAUUGUUACGGUCCGUGAUGCUCGCAUACGGCAUGGAUGCACUCAAACUCAUGUACGGCGUUACAUCCGGGUUCGAAGCAGAAUGGGUGAAUACGAAUUUGACGUCUUCGCGAGAGGGGAAGAUCUUGACCAUCGCGUCGCUGAUACCGGGACACGGGACUGGGUAUCUGGUUCUAGCACUGUUCUGCCUCUGGUCGGGACUUUCCAUUGUGCUGGGUAUAGUAUACGGGUUCCGAAAGAGGCCCUCGGACAAGUUGGAUGGAUAUAGCAUGUUCAGGCGCGGUGCCGACAUGUCGGAGGAUCUCAAUCACAACGACGAAUUCUUGAGCGGGCAGUCGUUCUACGAUAACGAGAAGUUACAGGCACUUCCUAGCAGCUAA